AUGAUGCGAAAAUACAAGAACUGCGUGAUUUUCCUUGUCUACUCGAUCGGAAUGCUUUACACAUCGCUAGCAAUUGUGCACAACGUGACAGAUUUCAUGAAAUACCAUUCAUCCUUCAAAUCCGAUUUCGUGAGCAGUGGCCAUCACCGACCCGUGGUCACUGUUUGUUCGGAUAGUAUGCAUUCAAAAAUGCUGAAGAACAAGCUCUAUCCAAAUCUGACCGAUCUUGAGCUGCGGCAUUUUUAUGGGCACAAGUACGCCGGCCACGGUACUACACAGUACGCGUACCCGGAUUUGAAGCUCAAGGAGUUUUUCCGUUCCACAAUGCCGUUUCUCAAAGUUGUCUACUGCACAUACGGGAAUAUCAAAUGCAAGAACAACUGGAAACGAGUCGCUACGUUCGAGGGUGUGUGCUUGCAAUUGAAUAUGCACGAACUGGACGUUUCGGAAAAUGAAGGCGGUUUCGCUUCAGAAAUGACCGUCUCUUUCGCCUUCAACGUUUCCGACAACACUUACGGCUGGAACGGGAUGCAGAAAAAUCUCCGUCUGCGGAACACAGUUGCUCAGGAAAAACUCCAAGUGACGGAUCUGCAUUUGCUGCGCGACGAUAUUCCAUUAUCGAGCACGCUGAAGCCGAUCGUCAUGCUCAGCGUCGAGCAAAUCGUCUUCCUCGGCCACCCGUUCACCAACUGCAAGAAAAUGGAGAAAGGAGAUAGCUACUACUCGAAAAUGUGGUGCGAGGCAAAAGCAAAACUGGAAGACAUCAUUUACAAGUGCCGCUGCUUGCCAGACUACGUCGACGAGUUCAAGGCAUUCAACAUUAGCGCGCCAAACAUCACCAACUCGUGUACAUUCAAAGACCAUGCUGAAUGCAUAACGAACUUGUUCACCAGAGCCGAGUGGCACACAAGCUGCGAAGACGCAUGCGAAAGUACAAAGCAAAGAAAUGCUAAUAUCAGAUAUCAACAAGUUGAGCCGAUUCUGGACAUUAUCAUUCGAAAAAAGCUGCACUACUCAUCGGACAUAAUUUUGAAUCACGUGACUUUGAUGCUAGCGCCGCCGAUUUUCGAGCGAAAGAUCGAAGUUGCCGACUAUCCGAUUUCAGCGCUGAUGGCGGAUAUUGGCGGCGAUUUCGGUCUUUUCUUGGGACUCAGUACAAUCAAGCUGCUGAAAUUAAUCGGCUACUUUCUGAUGCAAGUGGAAAAGAAACUGUCAAAAGCCUUCACGCGUUGUUCUUCUUUCGGUUACAAGAUUUAA
Molecule: messenger RNA, 1257 nt
Organism: Oikopleura dioica
Lineage: Eukaryota; Metazoa; Chordata; Appendicularia; Copelata; Oikopleuridae
Source: the annotation of a GenBank genome assembly